AUGGUCUCCAGUGAGUCCCGUAUCAUUAUCAUUGGCGGCGGUGCUUGGGGUCUCUCGACAGCACUUUAUCUAACGGAAGCUGGCUAUUCCGAUGUGACAAUAUUGGACCGUGCUGAAGCUAUACUUUCACCCUACUCAGCGGCAUAUGAUUUGAACAAAAUUGUUCGCGCAGAAUAUGAGGGUGGCUUUUAUUCAAAGCUUGCAUUGGAGGCAAUUGAAGGCUGGAAGACCCCACUGUUUGGGCCAUACCAUCAUCAAACCGGCCAUGUGAUAGUGACAACUGGCAGGGCACCCGAAAAAGCCGUCACUUAUCUCGAGAGAGCGUUGGCCUCUAUCGAAAAGGACCCGGCACUUGCCCAACGAAUUUAA
Messenger RNA from Penicillium manginii, 369 nucleotides. Its product is annotated as FAD-dependent oxidoreductase. The transcript has 2 exons. The record is from RefSeq and is a predicted model, not a curated record. Gene Ontology annotation, molecular function: sarcosine oxidase activity; flavin adenine dinucleotide binding; saccharopine oxidase activity. Bases 1 to 369 code for a protein of 122 amino acids. NCBI's taxonomy places the organism in Eukaryota, Fungi, Ascomycota, Eurotiomycetes, Eurotiales, Aspergillaceae.